Messenger RNA from Rosa chinensis, 1915 nucleotides. RefSeq lists its product as uncharacterized. Gene Ontology annotation, biological process: N-acetylglucosamine metabolic process; protein N-linked glycosylation. NCBI's taxonomy places the organism in Eukaryota, Viridiplantae, Streptophyta, Magnoliopsida, Rosales, Rosaceae. Gene Ontology annotation, molecular function: beta-1,4-mannosylglycoprotein 4-beta-N-acetylglucosaminyltransferase activity. The record is from RefSeq and is a predicted model, not a curated record. The transcript is spliced from 2 exons. Bases 360 to 1520 code for a protein of 386 amino acids. Gene Ontology annotation, cellular component: membrane.
GGGGCUCCUCUUCUCCUUCUACUUCUUCUUCUUCUUCCCUCAGUCACUGGUGGGUAUCUGGCUAUAAUUGGCGUUACGGAAAUUCGAGAGGUUCAGAGAGAGAAUACCCAUAUUUAAAUAUUGAAACUUUUCUUGGUUUUCUUUGCCAAAUUUUGAAGCAUAAAAAGUUUGGCCUUUUUUGUUUUUGUUUUUUUUUUUGGUGAUGAGGAAAAGAAGAUCUGGGUGUUUCAGAAUCCGGUAAAGACGGAGAAAAGAAGAGGGUGGUGGAAGAACAGAAGGGGGUGUAUUGGACAUUUCCCUUUUCUUCAUCACUGUUCAUUGCCAUUUUGGUAUAUGAGGCGAGGUUUGUUUUCAAAAUCAUGUCUGAUGGGUAUUACAGUUCCAAGAAGACAGAUGAUAUAUGCGACGACGUUUGUGGAGAGGGAUCAGAAGCAGCAUUGAGCAUGUCCAGACUACGAUGCGUUUUGCGGGGGUUCGAUUUGAAGACCUAUAUUUUCGUUUUUGCAGUUCUUCCAUUAUGCAUCUUCGGUGUGUAUUUACAUGGGCAGAAGGUUUCGUAUUUUUUACGACCUCUUUGGGAAUCUCCUCCGAAAUCUUUCAUUGAACUUCCACACUAUUAUCAUGAGAAUGUGUCAAUGGAGACUCUCUGCAGACUUCAUGGGUGGAAGACUCGUGAGUCACCAAGACGAGUUUAUGAUGCAGUUCUCUUCAGUAAUGAGGUAGACAUCCUUACAAUUCGGUGGAAUGAAUUAUAUCCGUAUGUCACCCAGUUUGUGCUGCUGGAAUCAAACUCAACAUUUACUGGCCUGCCCAAACCAUUGGUUUUUGCUAAGAACCGGGACAAGUUUAAGUUUGUUGAAGACCGGCUCACUUAUGUGACAACUGGAGGAAGAUUUAAGAAAGGCGAGAACCCAUUUUAUGAGGAGGCAUUUCAAAGAGUAGCACUAGACCAGCUUCUGAGAGUAGCCGGUAUAGAAGAUGAUGAUCUGCUGAUAAUGUCUGAUGUUGACGAGAUUCCUAGUGCUCACACAAUUAAUCUCUUGAGGUGGUGCGAUGACAUCCCACCUGUUGUUCAUCUCAGGCUGAGGAACUACUUGUACUCUUUCGAGUAUUACGUAGAUGAAAAGAGCUGGAGGGCAUCAGUUCACAGGUAUCAAACUGGUAAUACUACAUAUGCGCACUUCAGACAGAGCGACUACCUUUUGUCAGAUGCAGGGUGGCAUUGUAGCUUUUGUUUCCGCCAUAUCAGUGAGUUCAUAUUCAAGAUGAAAGCUUACAGCCACUAUGAUCGGGUGAGGUUCUCUCAUUACUUGAACCCUAAAAGGAUUCAGGAUGUUAUAUGCAAAGGGGCCGACCUAUUUGACAUGAUUCCUGAGGAGUACACGUUUAAGGAGAUUAUUGGAAAGAUGGGACCUAUUCCUAGAUCUUAUUCAGCAGUUCAUCUUCCUGCAUAUUUGCUGAACAAUGCUGAGAAGUACAAGUACCUGUUGCCUGGAAACUGCAAGAGGGAAAAUGGCUGAGACUUGAAAAGCGAGGUGCCUGCUCAAACAGUUGAACAGGCAAAUUGUUGAUAUAACUCCUUGUGAAUUGGACCGAAUAGUGCUCCCCAUUAGAAUUUGAUAGCUAUGGUGUUGCAGAGAUACAAAGAUAGGUCAUUCUUAGAGUGUUUGAGAAGAACAUCAUGGAUUCCUGCAAAUUAAUGGGAAAUUAUGUACAUUUCCUUUUUCUUUCUUGGGUUUCUAUGGAAGCAUAUCAAUUUUUCAAGUGGGGGAUUUUUCUACGAGGGAAAAGCUUUUCGUGAGCUUUUGUACCCACCUCUUGUUGAUAUGGCAUAAUCCCAAAUGACAUUUCCCAAGCUUUUCUUUACUGGGAAUUGUGAUUGAACUAAUUGAUAUUCUGCUCUUAAUACCUUUCA